CACACACACACACAUACACACACACACACCCGAGCCCUGUUCAUCCGGCCCCCUGUGCAAGAUCAGCCCCUGCCAAUGCAACUGAGCCAAGUGCCCAUGGAACUCUAGGCGGGAAGCAGCAGGUACAGGCAGGCGUGCCAUGGAUUGCACCAUCAAGGAGGCGCUGUCAGUCGUAAGCGAGGACCAGUCCAUAUUUGACCCAUCCUUUGGCACCCCACACCUCCUGAAGACAGAGCUGCCCUCGGUGGACAACUACGGUGGCAAGGAGGGCAUCGGUCUGGAGGAGCCCCAGUGGCAAGCCCAGGCCAACAGCAGAAGCCAUGUGGUGAAGCAGGAGAACGAGCAGGUCAACUGCUCCAGCAGGCAAUCGCCCGUGGACUGCAGUGUGACACGGAGGGGCAAAUCAGGGGGAGCAGUUGACCCGUCCCAGGUAUCAUAUCCAGGUGGAUACAACAACCAGCGCAGCAGCCCACCUGUUAACCCCCCCAGCGAGGAGAAGAGGGUCAUUGUCCCAGCAGACCCCGGCGUGUGGACCCACGAACACGUCCGCCAGUGGCUUGACUGGGCAGUGAAGGAGUACGACCUCAUCGAUGUUGAAACCGGCCUCUUCCAGCAUGUGGAUGGCAAGGAACUGUGCAAACUUGGCAAGGAAGGUUUCCUGCGGCUCACUACACCAUACAACGCCGACGUGUUGCUGUCUCACCUCAAUUACCUGCGCCAGAGCAGCCCCACUUUUACAUAUCCGCCUGCGCCAGUCAUUACUCAGCAGCCCCCGCCCCCACCACCCCUGAGGGCCCAAGUCAAAUCCGAGUCUGCAUAUGAAGAAAUACGGCGCAACAGCUGGGGCAGCGGCUCCAUCAGCACAACUUCCAAAGGUUCCCCACCACAGAUCCAGGGCGUCGGCAGGACUCCUGAUUCAACACGCAUUGCUCCAGAUCCAUACCAGGUCCUGGGACCCACUAGCAGCCGCUUGGCAAACCCAGGCAGCGGUCAGAUCCAGCUGUGGCAGUUCCUCCUGGAGCUGCUGUCGGACAGCAGCAACGCCAACUGCAUCACCUGGGAGGGCACGAACGGCGAGUUCAAGAUGACGGACCCCGACGAAGUGGCUCGGCGGUGGGGCGAGCGCAAGAGCAAGCCCAACAUGAACUACGACAAGCUGAGCCGGGCGCUGCGCUACUAUUACGACAAGAGCAUCAUGACCAAAGUGCACGGCAAGCGCUACGCCUACAAGUUCGAUUUCCAGGGCAUCAACCAGAGCCAGCAAGGGCAGCCGGGCGAACCUGCCCUCUACAAGUACCACCACACGGACCUGCCUUACCUUCCGCCCUACCACCAGCAGAAGGUGGGCUUCGGCCUGGGCCACGCCACCCAGAUGCCCACCUCCCCCACGGGCUUCUUCGGGCCCACCUCCCCCUACUGGAAUUCCAGCGGGGGAAACAUCUACCCGAACCCCAACGUGCCCAGGCAGCCCGGAAGCCACUUGAGCUCUUUCUUUUAGUCCCCUUGAUGCCUCCGGGGCCCUUGGAGCUACUCGGACUCCUGCGGCAGACAGCAGACAGCAGCCGAGCCCCAAGACUGUGAAUUAUCCUGGGUGGUGGUGAUGAGGGUCCUGCCACCAGGGGGCACCCCUCUCAUCUCCUUUGGCACUUAGCGCAACGCCCAUCUUAACUCCUCCUUCGCCACUAGGAGGUGCUGGACUUGGCUGGAACUUCUACAGCACAGAUGGGGAGCCUGCAGCUCUCCUGUUGGUGUUGGGACUACAACUCCCAUCGUCCUUGACCCCAAGCUGGGGAUGAUGGGAACUGGAGUCCGGCAACUUCGGGGAAAGGGCCACAGCUGCCCCAUCCAUGGCUCCCGAGCGAACAACAGACCCUAAUAAGGGCCUCUAAUUUGCAUGCACCAUAGCAAAGGGAACUUGAGGUUGCAAGAGAUGUUAGGCUGCUACUUGUUGUUGUCGUUCAGUUGUGUCCGACUCUUCGUGACCCCAUGGACCAGAGCAUGCUUGGCAUCUUUUCAUGGCUGGCCUAAGACGUUUUGCUGAUGACAAACACAGCUGAGCAGAGCAGGCUAAGCUGGGGGAACAGCACAGGCCGCAGGGGACCUGCAGCCUACUCCUCCA
This is a messenger RNA of Lacerta agilis (Sand lizard), 2119 nucleotides long. Its product is annotated as retroviral integration site protein Fli-1 homolog. Gene Ontology annotation, biological process: cell differentiation; regulation of transcription by RNA polymerase II. The record is from RefSeq and is a predicted model, not a curated record. NCBI's taxonomy places the organism in Eukaryota, Metazoa, Chordata, Lepidosauria, Squamata, Lacertidae. Gene Ontology annotation, cellular component: nucleus. The coding region runs from base 140 to 1498 and encodes 452 amino acids. The transcript is spliced from 9 exons. Gene Ontology annotation, molecular function: DNA-binding transcription factor activity, RNA polymerase II-specific; sequence-specific DNA binding.